AUGGGCUCGACGGUCAUCGGUAAGAAGCCCGCGAAGGUGGUCGCCCGCCUCGGCCGCAGAGGCCGGCGCGGUGACGACGCGGACGACGGCCAGGGCGGCCUCAGGCACACCCCGCUCAACGCGGCGUGGGCCAUCCUGCAGGCCUACGCCAUCAUCGCCAUCGCGACGUCGAGCUACGGCAGCAUCUUCGCAUCCCCGCCGCCUCCGCCGGAGCAGAGCGCGAUGCUCAACCUGACCAACGUCAAGAACGUCCUCUUCGGCGACGGCGUCCUCGAGGACAUCCACAACGUCGACCGAUUUCUCGGAGUCUCCACCGCGGGAUACCACCUCUCGAGGCUCACGUGCCGCAAGACCAUCGACGCCGUCGCCGGCACCGCCAAGGCGGCGCAGUACGCCGCUUGGUACGCCACCGACGGCGCCAUCGACCUCGCCGCCCCUCUCGCGGCGGAGUACGCGGAGGCGAUGAUGAUUCCCGAGGCGUGGGCCAAUCUCAAGUCCAGCUUGGCAUACACCAACAGGGGCGUCGCCAACUGCCUGCGAAUCUCGUGGACCGUCGUCGGCCCGCCGCUUCGGUACGCGCUGCCGUUUCUCGAUUUCGUCUGGGACGGCUUGGAACCCCCGCUUGUUCGGGCGAAGGACGCCGUGGUGGACGCCGCGGACGACGCGAUGUACACGUUCAAGGAGUCGUUCAACGAGGCGAUGGGCCCCACCGUCGACGAGUGGGGCAGGGCGUUGACGCCGAUCAGGCGCGCCCCCGCCAACGCCUUCGCCGCCUUUUUGACGUACGCGUGGCGCCCGGCUGUGUACUUUUGCACGUACCCCGAGCUCUACGGCGACCUUCCGCCCGCGGUACCCCCAACCCUUCCGCGUUCGUCCCUGCGAUGGGGCGAGCGGUGCAGGAAGACGCUGUGGGGCGAGUGGACGACGUGCUCCGCUCGGUGCGGCGCGGGAUAUCGCCAACGGGUGAACCACUGCGGGAAGCGUCAGGUGAUCCGAUGCGCGGGGCCCGGGAUCGUCGGAUGCGACGAGGUGUGCGACAGCGGCGCCGUGCGGGAUUGCGCCGGGCGUUGCAAGGGUGAUAAGAGGGUGGACUGCAAGGGCGUGUGCGGCGGCGGCGCGGAGGUUGGAUGCGACGGGGGUUGUUCCUACGCGGCGGCGCAGACGGACAAGUCCGGCAAGUGCUGCGUGUUUCCCUCGUUUGUCCUCCCCAAGACGGGCCUGUGCAACACGACGAUGGACGAGGACACCGAGAGGCUCGCGCAGGCGCUCGCCACCAAACGUCGCCUUCUCGAGGACAAGGCGAUGAGGGUGACGGGCGCGUUGCCGGAGCGGGGCGUCGCCGACCUUCGCGAGCGCCGGCGCCUACGCGAAAUCGCCGAGCGAUCCGUCAAUCCCGUCUCGCCCAAGGCUAAGGGCGUGGAGCCGAUCCGGCCCAAGAAAUACCCCGGCACCGGCCGCGUCCAGCCCCCUGACGACAGCGACGUCGUGGAGAACAGGACCGAACGCAUGUUGGGCACCAAGCGGUACGUCAAGGUUCGACCCGCUCGCGACCGCAAAGGUAAGAGAGGCGUCUUUGGCGCCGUCUUCGCCGUCGUCGCGUGGCCGUUUCGCUUCGUCGGGUGGCUCGUCGCGUCCAUCCUCGGUCUCCUCCUCACCCGCGUCCUGCUCGUCCUCGUCUUGCUCGGCGGCUUCGGCGCGGGCGCCUACCAUGUCGUGAACGUGGCCAUUCAGCAGAUGGAGAGCGAACUGCGCCGGGAAGGAGGCGACGACGAAAACGACGAAAAAAAGCCGAGCGGAAACGUCGUCGACGAGAUUUUGUCCAAACUGGUCGACCUCGCGAAGACGGCGAUCGUCCUCGUCCGCGAGUGGAGCGAUAAACGCGCGAACGUCCGGGCGGCGGCGGCGGCGGCGGCGGCGGCGGCGGCGAAGGAGAGGGAGAGGGUAACGGACGCGCAGCGCGAGGCGUUUGCGUCCACCGUCGUCGGCGCCGCCCACGCCGACGCGUACGCCGUCCGCCGCCGAGCCAUCCGCGCCAUGGUCACCAUGUCCGGCUCGCCCGACCUGGAUUGGAGGCACAGGCUGCGGUGCUUCAACGGCCUCGUCCGGCUGGCGAACGGCGGGUCGAACCGGCCGUACCUCAUCGCCGAGAUGGGGGGAUUGGAGGAGGCGACGAAGGCGCUGUCGCGGUGGAUGGCGGACAAGUCGCUGGAUCAGCCGCACUCGGCGCUUCAGCUGAUUCGCGCGUUGGUUCACGCUCCCGCCGCGCAGCGCAUGCUCGCGAACCUCGACGUCGUCCGCGACGGAACGUCCGCGACGGUGAUGCUGGAGCUUCUGCUCACCGCGCCGGGCGUGGUGCCCCUGCAGAGGUCCGGGCUCGCGUCGCUGUGGGCGCUGAUCCACCUCGCCGGGCCCAGGUCCGGAGUCGCGGAGAAGCUUCUGGACGCGGGAGUGUUCGAACACCUCGAGGACGAGUGGGAGGACUCGCACGCGGACGAAGUCGUGGCGCACGGCAUCGGCGGGUGCGUCAUGCAGCUCGCGAAGGGCGACGCGAGGGCGCAGGCGCGGCUCACCGAGCUCGGCGCGCAGGCGCUCGUGUCGAAGAUUUUCGACGAGCACCCCGGGGUGACCUACCGCGGGAGGUUCUCCGACCUCCGCGCGUGGCUCAGGGCCGGUAAGUGA
This is a messenger RNA of Micromonas commoda, 2679 nucleotides long. RefSeq lists its product with no specific name. The coding region runs from base 1 to 2679 and encodes 892 amino acids. NCBI's taxonomy places the organism in Eukaryota, Viridiplantae, Chlorophyta, Mamiellophyceae, Mamiellales, Mamiellaceae. The record is from RefSeq and is a predicted model, not a curated record. The transcript is spliced from 2 exons.